This is a messenger RNA of Archocentrus centrarchus (flier cichlid), 4350 nucleotides long. It is a transcript of the gene ddhd2, whose product is annotated as DDHD domain containing 2. The transcript is spliced from 20 exons. Gene Ontology annotation, molecular function: metal ion binding; protein binding; triacylglycerol lipase activity. Gene Ontology annotation, cellular component: cytoplasm; COPII-coated ER to Golgi transport vesicle. The record is from RefSeq and is a predicted model, not a curated record. Lineage: Eukaryota; Metazoa; Chordata; Actinopteri; Cichliformes; Cichlidae. Bases 222 to 2531 code for a protein of 769 amino acids.
GAGGCUGUCCUUGGCUAGCCGAGCUAGCCACGGCGAGCUAAAGAAAACAAACAAACAAAACAAACAAUUCAGAUCGUUUGCAUUAGGUCUAUGUGAAGUCGUCGAAUCUCCGGUGCUACGCUCAUCAACGUAACUCAUGAUACCCCCACUGUGUUGUGUCAUACAUGUAGAGCUCGGUGUGGCCUUCUUCCCCCUCCAUGUAAGAGCUGAUUAUCGGGCUCAUGUCAGUCAGUCAGUGUGAAGAGGGGGGUCUGUCACGGGCUACCCCAAGCGACAACACCCAAAACCUGCUUGACGACUCCACUAAGCCUGUGCCCACAGGGAGCACACCUGAAGAUCAGGCUUCACCUGUGGUGGAUGAAGCUUCUCCUUCUUCAGCAUCCUCUUUUGAGGUGCUUGACAUGGAGUCAGCUCAUGCUCCUUACAGAGAAGUUCAGCCUCACUGGUUCUUCUGUCGACGUGCUGAUGACAACACCUCCUGGCUUCCUUUCAGCAGAGAAGACUCUGACAAAUUAGAGAAUGCCUUCACCAACAUCAGAGACGAGGAGAAGGAUGUGGUGGUAGCUGUGGAAGGACAGCGAUAUGAUGUACACGUCAAGGAAAGGAAGCGUUACGCUGUGUAUUGGGAACAAGCUCCAUCUGAGGUCCGUCGAUGCACCUGGUUUUACAAAGGAGAUAAAGACACCAGAUUCAUGCCAUAUCCUGAGGACUUCAGCAAAGAUCUGGAGGAUGCCUAUAAGAAAGCAGUGACUUUGGAUGAAUGGAAGAAGAAAUUGGAAUUUCCCACUGGAGAGACUGUCAUCUUACACAAUCCCAAGCUGAUAAUGCAGUAUCAGCCAAUAGGAUUGCAGGAUGACUGGGUGUCCUCCCCAUCAGAGCAAACCCGGCCAAGAACUGUGAAGAGGGGAGUAGACAACAUCUCUGUAGAAAUACCUGACGGUGAACCGGAAAAGGUGGACCACGUUGUCUUCAUGGUGCAUGGCAUUGGCCCUGCAUGUGACUUGCGUUUCAGAUCUAUCAUACAGUGUGUAAAUGACUUCAGGAGUGUUUCCCUAUCCCUCCUGGCCUCUCAUUAUAAGCGUGCUCAGCAGGAAGGUCAGGUGGGCCGUGUAGAGUUCCUCCCAGUUAACUGGCACAGUGCUCUACAUGGGGAUGCCACUGGUGUAGAUGAGGACAUCCAGAGGAUCACUCUCCCCAGCAUCAGCAGGCUGAGACAUUUCACCAACGACACGCUGCUGGACUUAUUUUUCUAUAACAGCCCCACUUACUGCCAGACCAUAGUGGAUACAGUGGCCUCUGAGUUCAACAGGCUACAUGACCUCUUUAAGCAGAGACACCCAGAGUUCAGCGGGGCAGUUUCAGUAGUAGGCCACAGCCUGGGUUCACUAAUCCUUUUUGAUCUGCUAACCAAUCAGAGGAAAGAAUCACAAGCCAGAGAGGGGAUCUCUGGGGAACCCGGUCGUCUGAACUGUGACACACUGGAGCAGACGUUGAAGAGACUGGGCCUGCAGCAAUAUCUGGAUGUACUACAGAAUGAAAACCUUGACCUCGAAUCCCUGGCUCUUUGCAGUGACAGUGAUCUUAAAGAUUUAGGAAUUCCUCUUGGACCUAGGAAGAAGAUCCUGAAUUAUUUCAGAAAGAAAUGGCUUCCAGAGGACUGCAGGACAGGAGCAGUGUGUCAGGGACCAGGGUCACAAGUUUUACCUCAAGUGACAAGCGAUCAGGAUGGUAAUGAUUCUUCAGGAUUACCGCCUCAGCAGUCCCAGUUACACAGACCGCUGUCUGUCACCAGUGCUGUGGACUAUGAGUACUUUGAUGUGGGCAUUGGACAGACCAAUGGAGGCAUAGCCAAGGGACAGGUAUCCAUUGAUUACCCGCAGUUUGAAUUCCACCCUCAGACGUUCUUUGCAUUUGGUUCUCCAAUUGGUAUGUUUCUGACUGUACGCGGGCUUAAAUGCAUCGAUCCAAACUAUGCCUUCCCCACCUGCAAGAGCUUUUACAACAUCUACCACCCAUAUGAUCCUGUUGCCUAUCGGAUAGAGCCCAUGAUUGUUUCUGAGGUGGAUCUGGAGCCCAUGCUAAUCCCUCACCAUAAAGGCCGCAAGAGGAUGCACCUGGAACUAAAGGACAGCUUGACACGAAUGAGCAUGGAUUUGAAGAACAAUGUACUGGGAUCAUUACGGACUGCGUGGCAGUCCUUUGCCAGACUACCCGUUGCUGCACUGCCUCCAGGGGAGGAAGGAGAAACUACAACAGAGAGCAACCUUGAGGAGACACAGGGAGCAUGUGACGAAGCAGAGUCUGCGGAGUCUGCAGAAGAGAGAGACCACCACGAGAUUAAAAUGGGGAUGUUGAAUGGAGGACGACGCAUUGACUACGUGCUUCAGGAGAAACCCAUUGAGAGCUUCAACGAGUACCUGUUUGCCAUCCAGUCUCAUCUGUGUUACUGGGAAUCGGAGGAUACAGCUCUCCUGCUGCUUAAGGAGAUUUACGACAACCUAGGUGUAGCCAUUGAGCAGCCACAACAGUAGGAACGUUGUAUGAAUGAAGAAAUGUUUGCUUGAUGUUAAGAAAAUGAAGGACAGCUGACAGAGCCAGAGUCUGUACAAUCUUUUUCCAGAAUGCCUUACUGUCGGGAUGAUACACGACUGUUAGAAUCUCUCCACCCCCAUCAGCGGAGGCAGUUUGACUGCAGUCAGGUGAUCUAGGUUCACACAUGUCCGUUAAACCUAAUUUCGGAUAGCAGCAGCUUCAUGCCCCUGCAGGAAGCACUGCCGUGCUUCUGGUUGCACAAUUUUUAAUCAUUCUUUACUCUUCUUUUUCUUCAGUUUGCACUUUACCACUUACUGAAAUGUCGUGCUUGCACCUACCAGAAAACACGCACAGUACUUGUGUACAUGUUUGUUGUUGCAUGUCAAACUAGACCUCACUUCUUUGUACUUCACAACAAAAACAUAUUUACAAAUUCCAUCAUAUAGUCAAAAUACCAAAUUCUGUAAAAAGAUUUUAUAUAUUUCCCAACACUAUACACAGCCUGCAAUGUAGAAUUAUAAUAACAAUAAUGUGUUUUAAACAGGGAAGCACACUCAUAGCACAACAACCUUACCUUUUGAAACACCCAGACAAAGUUAUUUUGUUCAACUAUAGGAUGCUUGCUUUAUAAAUAGAAAAAUGAAAGUUUAUGUUACAAGUUUUCUGGCAGCUUUAUUUUAUCUUCCCGCAUUAAACACACUUGAAACCCAAAGCUGCUACCCUGUACAUUUGUGCAAUGUUACAGUAAUGUUGGUGUCACUCGUGUUACUUCACAAACAUAGUUUUGUACUGUUAAUGUAAGUGAUGUUCAUGUUUACCACCUUUAUCUGAAUGAAGUAACCAUGAUGAAGAAUUGUUGGGGUUAAGAUAUGGAAAUGCAGGGGCUUCAAAAGCCUGGUUGUCUUUUUGUAUGCACUGCAAGUGUGUGUUGGUAUAUUAUGUUUUAAGAUUGUGUAAACUUAUGGAAAGCCCACAUCCACCCACUCUCCCUCAGAUCUGAGCCAUUCCACCUUUACCACUUUCUUCUUUAUUCUUUUGCAUUUGGCCCGGUGAUAUAUUGUCUGUUCUAAAAUAUAGUUGUUUCUGAUCCAGGCUACAGUCUGCAGGCGGUUGUAACUUUGGCAUUAAUCAUGGGCCAAAUCAUACAUCUUUCUGUUCCUUUGCAUUGUAAAUCACCUUUUUUGUUUGUACUGCAUGCACUUCUUGUUAUACUAGCACAGAGUUUUGCAACAUAUUCUGGUCCAGUUUCAUUUCUUAGGCCCUAAAAUUUACAUAAAUAUUAUGCACACAGCAAUAGAAAUUUGUUGUAAAAAUCAUAUGAAUUUCAUUUCAAGGACAAGAUAUAUUAAAAGAUGUUUCAAAGUUAUUUAUUUUAUAUAGAAGUAUAUUUUUUGGAACUAUCAGUGUUAUAUAUAAGCUAAAUUUGCAUAUCAACCAACAUAAGGUCAAGACUAACAAAUUAGAAACUCUGUUAGAGUAAUCUCCCUUUGUUAGACUCCUUUGUUGUACACUAUCAGGGUACCACAGCCCUCUGCAUGAAACAUCUGCACAAAAAAAUAAAUUAACCUGCUCGGGUUUGUUUUUCUUCUGUUUAGAAAUGCACUGAAUGCACCAUUACCAUGACAACAUUCUCUUGAACCUAACAGUUGUCUGUAAAUUUUACUGUGUAAACCAUAGACUGGAUAAACAGUAAAAAUGGGACUCAAUAGUCCUUGACUCCUCUUCAAAACCAUAACUACUCUUGUGGACACUUGAUACUGACAUGUUGUAUACCAAAAAAUACGUUUUUUUUUUUUGUUUUUUUUUUUUCUAUCUGUA